Molecule: messenger RNA, 1452 nt
Organism: Temnothorax curvispinosus
Lineage: Eukaryota; Metazoa; Arthropoda; Insecta; Hymenoptera; Formicidae
Gene: Gos28
Product: Golgi SNAP receptor complex member 1
Exons: 5
Coding region: 122-820 (232 amino acids)
Biological process (GO): endoplasmic reticulum to Golgi vesicle-mediated transport; vesicle fusion
Cellular component (GO): cis-Golgi network; Golgi membrane; SNARE complex
Molecular function (GO): SNAP receptor activity
Source: RefSeq, a predicted model, not a curated record
GCACUCUGCAGUCUCUGCAGCGGUCUCGUUGCGUUUUUCCUACGUUCGGUACAGGAGGAAGGGUGUUAUGUGACGUUUUACGUGUCAAUCCAUGAACGCGUGCGUUUGCGAUCCGCGCUAAAUGGCUAGCUCGCUAAACACGGUCGACUGGGAAGAUCUGAGGAAGCAGGCGAGGCAUCUGGAGAACGAGAUCGACGCGAAGCUAGUGGCGUUCAGCAAGCUCGGCAUAAACACAGGUGCGAGAUAUGUCAGCACGGAGGAGGUACCUCUCCUGGACGAGGAACAGGUGUUCGAGAACAUGGCGUCGGAGAUCGAGACGCUGCUCUCCAAGUUGUUCUCCAUAAACGAGAGGAUGAGCGAGUUGCAGCCCAACGGAGCAGCUAUGUUGCACACGAUGCAGCGCCACAAGGAAAUACUAAAGGACUACAAGCUGGAGUUCAACAAGAUUAGAAAUAACUUCACGGCUAGGAAAGACCGCGAGGACCUUCUAGGCAGCGUACGCAAGGAAAUAGACAAUUAUAAAAGUGCGAGUGGAUUGAAUCGGCGCGAGAUGUACCUCAAGGAAAACCAACAUAUUCACAAUUCCGACCGACUGAUCAAUGACCAAAUAAGCAUAGCGAUGGAGACGCGGGAUCACCUGAUGACUCAGAGACAAGCGUUCAAACGUAUACGAACCCGAUUCAACGAUAUCUCCAAUCGAUUUCCAGCGGUGAACAGUCUGCUACAGAGGAUAAAUCUGCGUAAGAGAAGAGAUUCUGUUAUACUCGGUCUCGUCAUCGGUGUCUGUACGUUUUUAAUGCUUCUGUACGCCUUUCAUUAAAGAAUACCAAGAUACUUCCAUCUCCAGGUAGCGAUUAACUUCACCGUGAAUUUUUGCAAUACGUUUCAGUAAAAACAUAUACAUACGUUUAAGAGGUACUACGGAGAUCUAAUAAACACGUAGGAAAUGUAGAAUAAUAGGGUAUGUGAGAUAUUGUACAUGUGCGUCGCGUGAAUGAUCGAGCAAGUGUACCUUCCACUUGCAUUCGAGGUGCACGAAGAGAAGUUCGUCUGUAUAGUUUUUUUUAUACCGAGAUACAAGACGUGGAGAUAAACAAUGUAAGCGGAACUUUCAUCCACGUUCAAAACGUUAACUUAUAAUAAAUGUUAAAAAAUAUGAUAGUGUCUCAUCUUUGUUUGUAAUUGCGCCUAUUAUGUGGAUUUGCUUGGUUUCCCGAAUUAUUUUAAAAGCAGAAUACGAGGAAGAUUAUAUAUAGAUAUAUCGCGGUUUAUUUAUAUGUUUUCUUGUAACGAUUAGUUUUUUUUUCUUUAUAAGUAGGUUUUGGUGGACAAUCAUCAGAGACUUUGCGGUAAAAUCAUUUAUAUUUCAUAUUUGUAUAAACCAAUUGUUUUGCAUUCUGCGUCACAUAACACAUUUGGUGAUAACAAUAAAAAUAAAAGGAUGUAUGCUGA